UCAUCACCUAACUAUCGCGCGUCGACAUCACGGCAACGCUCUAUCAUUCUCAAAAGGCAAAUCACCUUACAAACUCUUGGAAAAUGGCCGACAUCGCCUUUCCCCCAUACCAAACCACCGGGACCAAGCGUGCCCGCGACGACAGCUGCUCCCCUCAAAUCAGCCACUUCACCAGCACAGACACAUCCUCUGGCUACUCAUCUCCUACCUCGCCAGACACCCCUCCGCAAGCCAAACGGCGCCGCCUCGAUAGCGACGAGGACGCCGUCAGCACCAUCACCGCCCCGUCCACUCCUGCCGACUCCGACUCCUCCUCUGCCACCAGCCAGACAGCGGUGGAUGAGGGUCUUCUCCGCGCCUGGGCCCGCAAAGAAAUGGCAUCGUACGCGGCGGAGGCUGGCCUACCCAACGGCGCGCCGGUCAGGGCACCCGGGUGGUACCGUCCGGUGAGCCGGUUUCUAUCCGGGCGGCGGCCACGGGCUUGGAUCAAAGACUGGGUGACGGGGGAGAUCCGUCCAAGGACGAUGUUGGAUGAGAUGGUGGAAAACAUGACCGCGGAGAGGAGACAGCGGUGGGUAGAGGAUGAAAGGCGGAGGUACUUCCAGGACGACGAGGGAGAGGGAGAAGAACCGGAAGAAGAGGAUGAUGGUGGCAGUUGUACUUGUACAGGACAGGAUAGCGAGUCUGAGGAGGGUGAUGACGAGGGGUCGAAAGCGACGGGUUGUGCUGGGGAUAUAAAGGAUGAAGCUGCGAAGGGAUAGGUGGUUGGAAACAACAUGGACAAGAAGCACAUGGAGGGGGAUUAUAUGAAGGGCAAGGUAGAAUAGAUGAGGGAAGGGAUGAAAGAAACAGGCGUCCUUGCGGAUGCG
Messenger RNA from Canariomyces notabilis, 869 nucleotides. RefSeq lists its product as uncharacterized. Lineage: Eukaryota; Fungi; Ascomycota; Sordariomycetes; Sordariales; Chaetomiaceae. The coding region runs from base 84 to 761 and encodes 225 amino acids. The transcript has 2 exons. The record is from RefSeq and is a predicted model, not a curated record.